This is a messenger RNA of Drosophila grimshawi, 3084 nucleotides long. It is a transcript of the gene Psi, whose product is annotated as far upstream element-binding protein 2. Gene Ontology annotation, biological process: regulation of DNA-templated transcription. The record is from RefSeq and is a predicted model, not a curated record. Bases 287 to 2815 code for a protein of 842 amino acids. Gene Ontology annotation, molecular function: mRNA binding. Gene Ontology annotation, cellular component: nucleus; cytoplasm. NCBI's taxonomy places the organism in Eukaryota, Metazoa, Arthropoda, Insecta, Diptera, Drosophilidae. The transcript has 7 exons.
CACAGGAAAAAAAACCACGUAAAACUAUAGCAGAUGCAAUUAUUAUGAGCCAAAACCAUUAACAAACCGUUUACGCUUGUGAUAGAUAACAAAAAACACAACGGGAAGCACAUUUUCAAAAAGAUCUAAACUAAAAACUCGCGCGCAGUGAAAUUGGUUAUUGAAUUUUCCAGUUGCACGUCGUCAGUUUGCGUCGGCGUUUUUUUUUCAAUUCGAUUAGAAUAAUUAUAGGAAAAAAUAAACAGGCAAAAGCAACUGGACUAAAAACGAAAGAAACGCUGCAAAUAUGAGUGAUUUUCAGACGCAACAGGCGAGUUUGGUUCAUUCUCAGGCAUUGGCAGCUGCCAUUCAACGAGCCAAGCAGAUUGCCGCAAAAAUACAACCAAAUCCUCAACAACAGGCAGGUGGUGACUCCAGUGGUCCAUCAGCAGGGGUAGGCGGAGGCGGUGGUAACAGUUUUAAGCGGCAUAAUGAUGACGGCGACAGCGGACCCGACUGUAAGCGCUCCUUUGGCAGUCCCGACUACGGCCAAAACAACUCUAACAUGAGCAGCGGUAGCGGGGGAGGAGGCGGUGGCGGAGGCAGUGGCGCAAAUAUGACUCAAGCCAUUGCACAAGCAGCGGCAGUUGCGGCACGUUUGGCUGCCUGGCCAGCAUCCACAUGCGAGGAACAGGUGCGCAUCCCGGAGAGCAUUGUUAGCUCAUUUGUGGGACGCAGCGGCAGCGAUACACUCAGCCAUCUGGAGGCGGAGUCAGGUGCUAAGCUGGAGCUGAUGCAGGAUCAGGAGCGUGUGAUAACACUGCGUGGCACCCGCGAGAGCUGCACCAAGGGCCGUGAGAUGCUGGAGCAGAUGGUUGGCCGGAAUGGUGCCGGCGGCAAUGGCAAUGGCAGCUGCGAGGUGCUGUUAACCAUUAAUAUGCCGCCGCCGGGUCCUGGUGGCUAUCCGCCGUACCAGGAGAUCAUGAUACCGGGUGCCAAGGUGGGUCUGGUCAUUGGCAAGGGUGGCGACACAAUCAAGCAGUUGCAGGAGAAGACGGGUGCUCGCAUGAUCAUCAUCCAGGAUGGACCCAAUCAGGAGGUCAUCAAACCGCUGCGCAUUUCCGGCGUACCGCAAAAGGUGGAGCACGCUAAGCAAAUGGUCCUGGAUCUGAUUGCCCAAAAGGACGCAUUAUCCCAGCAGCAGCAGGGCGGCGGACGCUCUGGCGGCGGUUCUGGCGGUGGUGGUGGUGGUGGCGGUGGCUCCGAACCGAACUUCAACAACUUCAACAAUGGCAGCGGCGGCGAAAGCGUCGAGGUCUUCGUACCCAAAAUUGCUGUGGGCGUCGUCAUUGGCAAAGGUGGCGACAUGAUACGUAAAAUUCAAACCGAAUGUGGUUGCAAGCUGCAGUUCAUCCAGGGCAAGAACGAUGAGAUGGGCGAUCGCCGCUGCGUCAUCCAAGGCACACGCCAGCAGGUGGAGGAUGCCAAGCGCACCAUCGACGGCCUCAUCGAGAAUGUAAUGCAACGCAAUGGAAUGAAUCGCAAUGGCAACGGUGGCGGCAACGGCGGUGGCGGUCAAGGUGGCGGCGAUUCCAACAACUCCAAUUAUGGCUACGGCUAUGGCGUGAAUCAUGCACAGGGCGGUCGCGAGGAGAUCACCUUCCUGGUGCCUGCCUCCAAGUGUGGCAUUGUCAUUGGACGCGGCGGGGAGACGAUUAAGCUGAUCAACCAGCAGUCGGGAGCGCAUACAGAAAUGGAUCGCAAUGCCAGCAAUCCGCCAAAUGAGAAGCUCUUCAAAUCCAAGGGCUCCACCGAUCAGGUGGAAGCGGCACGUCAAAUGAUUUCCGAAAAGAUCAACAUGGAACUGACGGUAAUCUCAAGAAAGCCCAUCAGUGGUGGCGGCGGCGGCGGAGGUGGCGGCGGUGGUGGUGGUGGCGGCAACAAUGCCCACCACAAUCAGCAGCCGGGUGGCUACGGUGGCAACCAAAUGCAAGGCGGCGAUCCCAAUGCAGCCGCUGCUGCCGCCUAUCAGCAACAACAGCAGCAGCCCUGGGGCGCCUAUGGACAACAGGGUGGCUGGGAUCCAGCCGCUGCCCAGCAACAACAGAUGGCCAUGGCGGCGGGUCAAGGUCAGGCAGGUGCAGCUGCCGGCGCUGGCAGUCAAGAUUACUCAGCUCAAUGGAUCGAAUACUACAAACAAAUUGGUUGCCAUCGCGAGGCAGAUAUGAUUGAGCAGCAGAUGAAGGCUAAGCAGGCGGCUGGCGGUGCAGGACCCAGCCAACAGGCACCACAGCAACAGCAGCAACCACAGCAGCAGCAACAACAACAGCAAAGCGGCGCCAAUAGUGCUGACUACAGUGCGCAGUGGGCGGAAUACUAUCGCAGUGUGGGCAAAGUCGAGGAAGCAGAAGCCAUUGAAAAGACACUUAAGACAAAGCAAAACGGAGCUGGCGCUGGCGGUGGCAGCAACGUGCCCAAUCCAAAUCAAGGUGGCCCCAAUCCGAACCAGCAGCAGCCCAAUGCAGCGGCUGCGGCAGCUGCAGCAGCGGCCGCCGCUGCAGCAGCCGGUGGCUAUGCCCAAGGUAUGACUCCUAGCCAAUAUGCACAAUAUUCACAGUAUUAUGCUGCAGCGGCUGCUGCGGGUCAUCCGCCACAAGGGGCGCCCCAGCCACAAGGCGGCGCAGCUGGCAGCGGUGGUGGUGGACAGGGCGGUGGUCCCCCAGCUGGAUAUCCCGGUGGCUAUCCGGGCGGAGGCUAUGGCGGCUAUCCCAGCGGGCCAGCUGGCGGACCCGGUCAACAGCCAUCGCAGAAAUCACACAAGAACGAUAAACAUUAAGAGGGACUGUUUGUGAUGCGGGUGCCUUGAAAAUGUGAAAUCAUAUGAAUUGUUCUACUAUCCCAUGUCUUUUAUCCCCAAUAAAUUAGCAAAUAAACACAUUGAGAAGCGCGUAAAGAUGAGCGAGAAGAGCAAUAACAAUAACAUCGAGCAGAGUCAGCAGAGUCAAGACAACCAUCAAUCAAACAAUCAAACAGUCAAUCAAUCAAUUUUGCACACUUGCAGCUUGAUGCAUCGCGCUUUGCAUAAAUGUAAAUUUAUUAUACAUA